AAAGUGAAUCAAGUCCCGGGGCGUCGGGUGGUGGAUUGCCAUGCACCAAGGCGAAGAAAGCUGUCGCAGUCAGUCGUUCGACAUAGCAAGAGAGGAGCAGCUCUGGCUGGCGAGAAAAAUUCACAGGCAGCUGAGCUGAGCAGCAACAAGAAAGACCUCGUCAACAGCACCAGCCACCGCGGCCCACGUCGCGCACUCCCCCUCCAUUCCUCCUCGUCAACCUCCCCGGCAGGCAGGCAAAGGCAAGGCCGUCACGAACCACGAUGUCGAUGCAUGACAUCGAGCCGGCAGCAGUUUCCAAACCACCAUCGCGUUUUAUUUAAAUACAGUACGCUCCUUUCUUAUUUUACUGCCUAAUUGCAUUGUUGCCCUUCCAAACGGAACGGCCGCUUCUUCCUAGUUCGAGGGACGCACGCAUCUCUCCGGUCUCCAUCCAGGCGAGGCGAGGCCCCAUCCAAGUUGCAGGAUCGGAGGAGAUCGGUGAAAGGAAAUCGAAUCAACAGGGACUAUCGGCCUAGCUGCAGCUUCCUUUCUGCUUCUUCGUUGUGACAGCUUGUCAAACUCCAAUUUUUGUGAAGCGUCUUUGGUUUCCCUUCCUCCAUUCAUCUGUUUUUCAUGCUUCACAAAGGCCUUCGAUUAGCUCUGUUCAUUUCUUAAUGAUUGCUCGGUUUCAUAAUCUGUUCAUUUGAUGCUGGAAGCAGAAGCUGAGUGCAGAAAUGGACCAGAAAACCAGCAGAAGGAAGAAGUUUCUCUUCCGAAAAGUUCUUGGUACAAAAGAUGGGAAUUCCUCGCCAAGACGUAGUACAGAGUACUCCAACAACUCUACAGUUGAUUUGAAAGAGUCUCCAGCGCGGUCACCAGUGGCUUCCCCGUCAGCAUCAUCCUCAUCCUUGUUCAAAAGUCUUUCAGAAAGUAGAAGUCUAAAGUUCAGCGGUUUCAGUUCUCCUGCAACAACCAGUAGUACCCAUAUCGAGGCUUUCAGGGUAUUUGCAGCCACAUGGAACGUAGCUGGAAAAACCCCAGACAUGGGUCUGAAUCUGAAUGAUUUCCUGCCUUCUGAUGACUACUCAGACAUUUAUGUGCUAGGAUUCCAAGAGGUUGUCCCCCUCAACGCCGGCAAUGUCCUGGUGAUCGAGGACAACGAGCCGGCGGCGAGAUGGCUCUCCCUCAUCAACCAGGCGCUGAAUCGGCCAUCAACAUUGUCAGACGCUUAUGCCUCUGCCAUUCCUGAAGCUACGGCGAGCUGCUCGUUCAGCCGAUCCGUAGACACGGCGGCCUCCGCAUCCCCGGUGUCCGCUCUCGCCACGCCCAGCUCCAGCCCCCUCGAUCCGUCGCUGUUCCACAAGCCCUCCCGCAGAGACAGAGAAGUCCGCCGCACCGCCAUCACCCGCGGGCGCCGGCUCAAGUCGUGCACCUGCCCGUCAGAGCGGCCCCGGAGGCCGUCGUUCCGGGCGCCGUGCCUGAUGGGCUGCGGCACCAAGAACGCGCAGGCAUUCGAGGGCGACACGACGACGUCGGACGAGGAGGAGGACGUCGUCGUCGUGGACGAGGUCAGAAGCAGCAGCUUCGCGGUGUCCGACGUGAAGAGCCCUGUGGCGGCGAGCCGGCGCGAGAGGUACUGCCUGGUGGCGUGCAAGCAGAUGGUGGGGCUGUUCGCGACGGUGUGGGUGAGGCGGGAGCUGGUGCAGCACGUCGGUCAUGUCAGGUUCUCCUGCGUCGGCCGCGGCAUCAUGGGCUACCUCGGCAACAAGGGGUGCAUCUCGGUGAGCAUGUCGCUGCACCAGACGAGCCUGUGCUUCGUGUGCAGCCACCUGGCGUCCGGGGAGAAGGAAGGCGACGAGCUCAGGAGGAACUCCGACGUCGUCGAGAUCCUCAAGAACACGCAGUUCCGCCGGCUCUGCAAGAGGUCCGGACGCAGGAUUCCCGAGAGAAUCCUCGACCACGACCGUGUGAUCUGGUUGGGCGAUCUGAAUUACCGGAUCGCUCUGAGCUACUCGGAGGCCAAGAAGCUCGUCGAGGCCAACGACUGGAGCUCUCUCUUGGAGAAGGAUCAGCUCAAGACUGAAAGAGAGAGUGGAGUUUUCAGAGGGUGGAACGAGGGCAACAUCUUCUUUGCUCCCACAUACAAGUACUCAUGGAAUUCCGACAGUUAUGCGGGGGAGGACGCGACAUCGAAGAAGAAGAGAAGAACACCUGCAUGGUGUGACAGGAUCCUCUGGCAUGGAGAAGGUAUAGUUCAGCUGUCCUACAUCCGUGGGGAGUCGAAAUUCUCAGACCACCGUCCCGUUUGCGGUGUGUUCAUCGUCGAAGUUGCAGUUCUCGACAACAAAAUGAUCAAGGCUGCAUCAGGCCUCAACAUGAAAGUUGGGGCGGAAGAACUAUUUACCCCCAAGUAGCAGAUAGUAGCACAGGGUAUGCAGCAUUUGCAGAAUCUCGUAUGCAUAGUUUACAUACAGCACAGAUAUGCUCAUCCCAGGUAUUUGCUGCACUAACUUCAACAUUGUGCACACUGAUGAGAUUAGGAGAUAUGCAUGCGAGGCAAUCGGAAGCAUGUCCUCAAGUGAUAUUGGCUAGGUGUUGUUGACCAUAUGUUGGUGAGUAGAGAGUACUGCAACUCAGUAUUCAGUCAGUGCUAACAGCGAAACGCUCAAAAUUGUUGCUUCUAUGUUCUCUUCCAUUCUGCAUUUGGGUUGGAAGCCGAAGGGCUCCCAAGACCAUAUGAAACUUUGAUUCUAUGAUUAUUUUGAUAAGUUGGGUGGCAGGGCUGAGGAGGUUAGUAGCACAGUGUUAACUGGUUCAGUUCUUCAAAAUCUGCAGACAUGAAUCAUUGUACUCUGUACAGACAUGACUGUCGACUUGUAAAUCUAUAAAAACAUGAAAGGCUCUCAUUUGGGACCAGAUAAUUAAAUGAUUAUUUUUUGUGUUAAAA
This is a messenger RNA of Phragmites australis (common reed), 2929 nucleotides long. RefSeq names its product type I inositol polyphosphate 5-phosphatase 10-like. Gene Ontology annotation, biological process: phosphatidylinositol dephosphorylation. The transcript has 12 exons. The record is from RefSeq and is a predicted model, not a curated record. Gene Ontology annotation, molecular function: phosphatidylinositol-3,4,5-trisphosphate 5-phosphatase activity; inositol-polyphosphate 5-phosphatase activity; phosphatidylinositol-4,5-bisphosphate 5-phosphatase activity. Lineage: Eukaryota; Viridiplantae; Streptophyta; Magnoliopsida; Poales; Poaceae. Bases 717 to 2396 code for a protein of 559 amino acids.